GUUGGCGGCGAUGGUGACCGGCCCUUGCGAAGCCAAUGACCGACCUCCGUUGCGGCAGAGGAGAGUUAAUGAGUAACAGAAGCAGGGUGCAGCCUUCUGCAGGCUGGUACUGCAUGUACUGCGUGACUCAUGCUGUUGCCGCAGCCAAACACCUCUGCAAACGCUCUGAAAAAUGCUCUUUACAACGUUAAACUCUGCUUAGCAUCUGGACAGCAAGCCAUCUGGAUCCCCCCCCCCUCUUGUGUGUGUGUGUGUGUGUGUUAAGUCGUGCUAUCGGUUGGACUAGAGAGCUGGUACUGCCAUGGCUGACACAAAUCCAGAGCCACAAGCAGCUGGCUCCGCCAAUAAGGUUGAGCAGGUGCAGGGCCAAGUCAAUGAAGUUAAAGUGAUUCUGAAGGACAACAUCAACAAGGUGCUGGAGCGGGGAGAGAGGCUGGACGAUCUGAUCGACAAGACGGACGACCUCCAAGCGACGGCCGACUCUUUCCAAAGAACAUCCACACGAGUUGCCAGGAAACACUGGUGGAAAAACGCCAAGAUGAUGGUCAUAGUUGGUGUGAUUGUGCUGGUCAUUAUUGUAAUCAUCAUCCUAUUUGCUACCAAAGUCAUAUAGGUAACAGCAGCAAUGCUGACUGGCUGCUCAAACGUAACGCUACAGGCCGAGGUGACGCAAAACCUCACUGUGAACCAGCUCUAGCAUAUACUAUAUCUACCUAGAUCUA
Lampris incognitus (smalleye Pacific opah) is the source of this 722-nucleotide messenger RNA. RefSeq names its product vesicle-associated membrane protein 8-like. The transcript is spliced from 3 exons. The record is from RefSeq and is a predicted model, not a curated record. Gene Ontology annotation, cellular component: SNARE complex; plasma membrane. Gene Ontology annotation, molecular function: syntaxin binding; SNAP receptor activity. Lineage: Eukaryota; Metazoa; Chordata; Actinopteri; Lampriformes; Lampridae. Bases 302 to 613 code for a protein of 103 amino acids. Gene Ontology annotation, biological process: SNARE complex assembly; vesicle fusion; vesicle-mediated transport.